Molecule: messenger RNA, 1267 nt
Organism: Rhinichthys klamathensis goyatoka
Lineage: Eukaryota; Metazoa; Chordata; Actinopteri; Cypriniformes; Leuciscidae
Gene: cbx5
Product: chromobox homolog 5 (HP1 alpha homolog, Drosophila)
Exons: 6
Coding region: 284-898 (204 amino acids)
Biological process (GO): chromatin organization; negative regulation of transcription by RNA polymerase II
Cellular component (GO): nucleus; pericentric heterochromatin
Molecular function (GO): chromatin binding
Source: RefSeq, a predicted model, not a curated record
GCGCAUGCUGAUUGGCUAGACUCGCCACUGGACGGAUGCAUGCGCGAGAGGCAGCAAACUCCUGUGUGCAGGGAAGAAGCCGCCGCCGCCUCAGCCUCAUUAUCCAACACGAAUAGAAAAACGUCGAAAAAUACCUCAGGAUCCUUGGAUGCUCUGAUCAAGAAUCGUCUCUGCAUUUUAAGGUCACGCCCUACAAUAGAGGACUGUAGUUGACCAUUUUCCUCCCCAGACCAGGGAGCCACAGAGGUCACAUUAGCUCAGAGGAAGACACUUAGAAUCAGCCAUGGGAAAGAAGAACCAGAACCGUGAAGAUGAUGAGGCUGCUUCCUCAGAUGAGGAAGAGUACAUGGUGGAGAAGGUCUUGGACAGGAGAGUUGUGAAGGGCCGUGUAGAAUAUUUCCUCAAGUGGAAAGGCUUUACGGACAAACACAACACAUGGGAACCGGAGAAGAAUCUGGACUGCCCAGAGCUUAUCUCGGAGUUCAUGAAAACCUAUAAAAAGGGAAGCAGUGGAAGCCCACCCAGCAGCAAGCCCUCCAGCACAGGCUCUUCUUUGGCCCGUCCCAAAGACAGUAGCGGCAGCAGCAGCACAAGCAAAAGGAAAAACUCAGAGGACGAGAACGGGAGUGGCAGUAAACCCAAAAAGAAAAAGGAGGAUGAGAUUCUUGUAGCAAGAGGAUUUGAGCGAGGCCUGGAGCCUGAGAAGAUUAUUGGAGCAACAGACUCUUGUGGAGACCUUAUGUUCCUUAUGAAGUGGAAGGACUCUGAUGAGGCAGACCUUGUGCUUGCAAAGGAAGCCAAUCACAAGUGCCCACAGAUCGUCAUUGCCUUCUAUGAGGAGCGUCUGACCUGGCAUGAAGACGGCGAUAAGAAGGAAAAGAGUGCCACGGCUGUUUAAAUGGCAUAAGGUAGAGGAAAGACACAGUCCUCCAAACCUUGUGCUCUUUGUCGCACUGGUGACACUCUCAUAGCCAACUUUUAACGGACCAUUUAGAAAAAGAAACAGCCAGCGAGUAAUGGAGGUUACUGCCCACCUUCAAAACCUCUGCCCACCCUUCAUGAAACAGCAUCACUCACCAGACACACACCGAAAGGCCAUGGUGAACUGUGGCAGCAACGGAGAGCCGUGGAAUGUGAUCUCUUUUCUCUUACUCUCUCUGAUCUUCCUUCUUUUUUGUCAUUAUUUGUGUAUUUGUGCCCCUACAACUAUGUUCUUAUGAUGUAUUGUGUGCUAGUGUAGAUGUGAAACCAUGAAAACCCGUACAUG